AUGGACGCGUUCACGGCACCCUCGCCCUCCCACUCCGGCGCGACGUCCGGCGGCGGAGCCUCCCACCGCAAGAGGAAGCUCCCGCCGUCGUCCCUCUCCGACGCCACCGAGGACGACGACACCACUGCGCCGUCCACUCCCACCUCCCCGUCCCCCUCCCACUCCGGCGACUACGACGACGACUCCCUCCACACCUUCACCGUCGCCCGCCUCGUCGGCGCGCCGCCGUCCCCGAGUCGUCGACCGUGUCUGCCCGCCGCUGCGGCUGCGGCUGCGGCGGCGGCGGCUCCCAAGCCGGAUGCCGCGUGCAUGGCUGCCGGAGAUGAGGAGGACCCCAAGGGGUUGUUCACUGACAACGUCCAGAACAGCGCUCGGGAGGAGGGCCUCAAGCGUGAGGAAGAAGCUGGGAGACUGAAAUUUCUAUGUUAUUCUAAUGAUGGAGUUGAUGAACAUAUGAUUUGGUUGGUAGGCUUGAAGAAUAUUUUUGCCCGGGAGCUUCCUAAUAUGCCCAAAGAGUACAUUAUCCGUCUCGUUAUGGAUAGAACUCACAAGUCAAUGAUGGUCAUCAGAGUAGGCACUACUUAGCGGCCUUAUACAAGGUUUUGAAAUUGUGGCCAGAGGUUUGGGGAAAUAGCUUUUUGUGCAAUUACCGAUGAGCAAGUUAAAGGCUAUGGGACACGAUUAAUGAAUCACCUGAAGCAACAUGCUCGAGAUGCUGAUGGGCUCACUCAUUUCUUAACUUAUGCAGAUAACAAUGCGGUUGGCUAUUUCGUAAAGCAGGGUUUCACAAAGGAGAUCACAUUGGACAAAGAAAUAUGGCAAGGGUACAUUAAAGACUACGAUGGAGGAAUAUUGAUGGAGUGAAAAAUUGAUCAAAAGUUGCCAUAUGUUUAUUCUGCAACGAUGAUUCGACGUCAAAGACAGGAAAUUGACCAGAAGAUCAGAGAGCUUCUUUCUAAAUGCCAUAUUGUUUAUUCUGGAAUCGACUUCCAAAAGGAAGAAGCUGGGAGGCUGAAAUUUCUAUGUUAUUCUAAUGAUGGAGUUGAUGAACAUAUGAUUUGGUUGGUAGGCUUGAAGAAUAUCUUUGCCCGGCAGCUUCCUAACAUGCCCAAAGAGUACAUUGUCCGUCUUGUUAUGGAUAGAACUCACAAGUCAAUGAUGGUCAUCAGGAAUAAUAUUGUUGUAGGAGGCAUUACUUACCGGCCUUAUACAAGCCAGAGGUUUGGGGAAAUAGCAUUUUGUGCAAUUACAGCCGAUGAGCAAGUUAAAGGCUAUGGGACACGAUUAAUGAAUCACCUGAAGCAACAUGCUCGAGAUGCUGAUGGGCUCACUCAUUUCUUAACUUAUGCAGAUAACAAUGCUGUUGGCUAUUUCGUCAAGCAGGGUUUCACAAAGGAGAUCACAUUGGACAAAGAAAGAUGGCAAGGGUACAUUAAAGACUAUGAUGGAGGGAUAUUGAUGGAGUGCAGAAUUGAUCAAAAGUUGCCAUAUGUUGAUCUGGCAACGAUGAUUCGACGUCAAAGACAGGCAAUUGACGAGAAGAUCAGAGAGCUUUCGAACUGUCAUAUUGUUUAUUCUGGAAUCGACUUCCAAAAGAAAGAAGCUGGUAUUCCAAGAAGAUCAAUAAAACCAGAAGACAUCCAAGGUUUAAGGGAAGCUGGCUGGACGCCAGAUCAGUGGGGGCAUUCCAAAUCUCGAUCAGCAUUUUCUCCUGAUUACAAUACUUACAGACAACAACUUACUAAUCUAAUGCGCCUGUUGUUGAAGAAUAUGAAUGAGCAUCCUGAUGCUUGGCCAUUCAAAGAGCCAGUGGAUUCACGUGAUGUUCCUGACUAUUAUGACAUAAUCAAAGAUCCUAUUGAUUUGAAGACAAUGUCAAAAAGAGUUGAAUCCGAGCAGUAUUAUGUUACCCUAGAGAUGUUUGUAGCUGACAUGAAGAGAAUGUUCAGCAAUGCAAAAACCUACAAUUCCCCUGAUACAAUUUAUUACAAAUGUGCCUCACGACUUGAGAGCUUCUUCUCAGGCAAAGUAGCAUCUCAGCUUGCGCAAGCCUCAACGAAGAACUGACUUGGCCUUUGGCGCAUUUGAUAUAGUCGCUUGUUGUAAAGUUGUUACAGCUGUAUGCCCCAUUCUUGCUUUCCAGCAAUGUAGUUUUAAUGUCGCA
Molecule: messenger RNA, 2164 nt
Organism: Oryza brachyantha (malo sina)
Lineage: Eukaryota; Viridiplantae; Streptophyta; Magnoliopsida; Poales; Poaceae
Product: histone acetyltransferase GCN5
Biological process (GO): positive regulation of transcription by RNA polymerase II; chromatin remodeling
Cellular component (GO): histone acetyltransferase complex
Molecular function (GO): histone H3 acetyltransferase activity; protein binding
Source: RefSeq, a predicted model, not a curated record